UCGAGAUACAGGGAGUAGCUACUGGUCGAAAGCAGUGGGAACUACUAGUAGUAAAACCAAAAAAAGAUACAGGGAGUAUAGACUUUUAUUUAAAAAUACUAAAAAAAAAGAAAAAAAGAAGCGCAUUCACUUUACAAGGUCAAAAUUAAACAACUUUGACCGUAGUUACCCCUCCCUUCUCCCUCACUCCAUAAUCCAUAGUCCAUACCUAGGGUUCUAUGUUUGUUCUUGGUUUGGGCGGGAAAAAAUUCUCAGAAUUUGAUAUUAACCCGUCUCUUCAAAAGUGAGAAGAAGAGAAGUUCACCAAAAUGGGGCAAAAACGAGAGGAAUACGCGCAUCACCCAGCUGCAGAUAAUCUAGUUACUCUUUUCACCAAAGCUAAUCACGAUCUCUCUCUCCUUCACUUUAAACUCGACAAAGAAUUCCAGCAAAUUUACCCAGAUAAUGCUAAUCCUAUGAAACUUGUGGGUCGGGUUAAGAAAAUUCAGGAUGAGCUUUCUUCUCUUAAAGAUCAGUGUCGCCAGCUUCUCGCUGCUAAGCAGGACUUAAUUGAUAAGGCGAGUUCCAUUCUUGUUGGAAACAGGAGUAUGGUGCAUCGCAUGCAAGCAUCCGUUGGCAUUCCAAUGACUAGUGAUUCUGAGGAUGCUGCCUUUUCCAGCUUUGAUCAGAUUAUCGAGGAGUGGACAACUCAUGUUAGAUCAAGAACAGGAGAUGGAGGUGACAGUGCGAUGCCAGAGGAUAUCAAUGAUUUGCUGUUUGCAUCAAUUGUUCGGAUCAAUUGAUGGCCUUGUUCUGCAUUUUUCUUGAUGUGGGUGUGAAUGAGCAAAAGUAUCCAAAAGCCUAGUGACAAAAGUGAUUAGUUGUGGAGUACAAAUUACAGGCAUUUUGCUUCUUCCCAUUUGGUUGUUGUCUUGUGUAUAUACUUGAUGAGUUUAUUAGCUUAAACGGGAUCCAUUGAUUCUGGAUCCCUUUGGCAAUUCUGUGAGGCUUUUAUAGAUGAUGUAGUGAGUGGAUUAGUAUUUCUAGGCUUGAGUACAUUGUUGUUCAUAUUUGUGAAUAGAUGCAUCAUUCACAAGCAUCUUUUGCUCUACUGAUAUCUGUGCACCAGUUUCUGGUUUCAUCUUCCUAUAUAGAUUGUAAGUGUCCAGUGUGUAGACUGUGUACUGAACCCCACCGAAACAUUGGAAGAAGAAUCUCUAUCGUUUAUGAUUGUA
Messenger RNA from Spinacia oleracea (spinach), 1214 nucleotides. RefSeq lists its product as uncharacterized. The record is from RefSeq and is a predicted model, not a curated record. Gene Ontology annotation, biological process: cell division; mitotic cell cycle; chromosome segregation. Gene Ontology annotation, cellular component: outer kinetochore; spindle microtubule. The transcript has 5 exons. NCBI's taxonomy places the organism in Eukaryota, Viridiplantae, Streptophyta, Magnoliopsida, Caryophyllales, Amaranthaceae. The coding region runs from base 309 to 782 and encodes 157 amino acids. Gene Ontology annotation, molecular function: microtubule binding.